Molecule: messenger RNA, 2391 nt
Organism: Penicillium arizonense
Lineage: Eukaryota; Fungi; Ascomycota; Eurotiomycetes; Eurotiales; Aspergillaceae
Exons: 1
Coding region: 1-2391 (796 amino acids)
Source: RefSeq, a predicted model, not a curated record
AUGGCGAAAGACAAGCCUACCCUGAUAGGUGUCCCCCCAGAGAUUCGUCUCGUCAUUUUAGACAUCCUGCAAUUUGAAGAUCCAUGGAGCAUCUUCAGUUUCGCUGCGGUCAGCCGCAAGUUGUACAGCGAGACCAACAAAUACCGGUUCCACGACAUCCAACUGACCUUGGUCAAUCGCAAGAAACUGACUGUCGACAUCGACCGUUGGAACAAAAUUCUGCGGCAAGCUGAUUCCUUUUCGUCUGUCUUGCGGGUGACCGUCCAAGGAAGUUUACCUCCCAUCCAAGACGAGGACGACGAGGACAAGGAGCUGACAGCGGUGCCAUGGUCUAGCGCAGAAGAUCGAGACAACAUCAACGAGUUGACAAGCCGUGAGGAAUUCUACGAGCAGGACUUUGGCGGCAAACCCCAUAUCACCCCACGUCCCGAAUACUGCGGCUGGUCAACUCUGCCAGAGUUUCUGGGUCAGCUGGUCGGUCUCAAGGACCUUGUCUGGCGCUCGCUAACCCUGUUCCCCCCUCCCUUGCUUAAGGUCCUCCAAAAAAAGCUCAUUCAGACGGAUGUUCCAACAUGCAAGCUGCAUAUCAUGACCUACAGUCUGCCCCGCCACUUCCACAAACAAUCUUCGCGUCACGGCACCGACUGGUACGAGUACCAGCUAGCGACCUCCCCCUGCCUAUCCAGCAUUGUUCUCUCAUACAAUCAAAAGCAUCACUCUCGAGUGAUGACUUCGCACGAGAAAAUGAUGCUCUAUGAUUUGGCAACCAGAUUAGCCCCCAAUCUAACCAAUGUGAACAUUAUGGACGUCUCAUCGGAGUUGCCUCGCCGGCCAAACGCCCCUCCAAGUCCCACUUCCAAUCAGAGCACCCACGGAAAACCUCUGCAGGGCUUGAGUCUCACCGGCGGUGACCCUUGGGAAUGGAACAAACAGACUGACUACAGUGACCUUCGAGUUUUACAACUGUGGGACGUCGACGAGGCAAUGCUCUGGAUCGCAGCCUCCCGCGAAUAUCCUGCUUUGAAUUCGCUGGCCUUGCAACCAAAUUCUGAAGUCGAAGAUGAAACAGUAAGACGGUUCGUUUGCUCUCUGUCUCCCCUGGACAGCCUCCAUCUGUGUGGAGAAUACACUCAGGAAACUUUUCAGGCAAUCUUGGACCACCAUGGUGAAUCGCUUCGAAAGCUGUGUCUUGUCCCAGUGGGCGAGUAUGACCGCUUCGAUUACCGCAGGAUUACACCAGAGCUUUUGACGCUGAUCCGAACCCACUGCCCAAACCUCAAGGAUUUCCGAGUGCCUACUAUUCGCAGCGCAGGAAGAAGAGAGGAAUGUGACCUCUACAGGGCUCUCGGACAAUUCCUCAAGGUAAUCAACCUCACCCUAGAGCUCCAGCACUGCGAUCAAUGCGAGGACAUGGACCCGGGAGAGUUUAAGGAUUACGUUGAGAGAGAUCGUCGCCGGGAGAUGAGGAUAAAGGAGUGGUUCACUAACAUUGCAGUGGAUGAGAGAUUGGUCCGCGAAAUCUUUUCGUUCAUUGCCCGCACUUCUCCAUUGCGACGCUUGAGGAUUGGCUUCGACACUUCUUUACGCAGCGUCCAUCCGGAUUUCAAUUACAAGGGUGACCGCGCAAUCACCAAAUUCAUGAGUCGACAGUACGUUUGCUUCCGUUGCGAUGAUGACAGAUUGAUCGUACGUGAGAUUGGAGCCAAGGCAAGAAAGCUCAAGGAGGACGAGGAUCCCUGUGAGUUGUGGCCGCGCGAUGGAGCAUUCGGUUACGCCGGAUUCAGUUGGGUCUUCCCUAGUCACGCAGAGCUCGCAAGACGGAAAGAGGUGAAAAAGGAAAAAGAACGAGAGGAUCUACUUUUCGGACUUAAGUGUGAAUUGGCAAAGGUUGAGUGCAAUCCCAACGACCCAUUUAGCAAGAAGAAAGCGGAGAAAGAGAAAGAACGAAUCAUUCUGAAAUUCAAGUGGGACCACCCGGACGUGCUUGAGUGGACUGAGGCGAUGGCAGAGUACAAAGCACAGAAGGAAGCAGAGGAGCUGGCAGAGGAGAUAGCCAAGUUGAAAGCAAAGGAGAAGGCCGAGGAGAUGGAAAGACGACAAUUUGAGAGGUGGAAGUGGGUCCAUUGGAGAGAGUACGCCAAGCUUGUAUGGGCUGAGGUGGUUGCAGAGCAACAAGCAAAGGAGGAAGCAAAGAAGAAAGCAGAGGAGCACACAAAGAAGAUGGCAGACCCGAAUAGGGACUGGGGGGACGACUCGCUAGAUAGGAAGGAGAGAGAUGGCAGAUGGACGGAUCCACCACCAAGGUCUGGCCCAGGGAGAUGGUGGGAGAGAUGGUACAGCCACCCCUUGACGGAUCUUGAGCCUGAAAUCCUCUUCAAUUGUACGCGGUGA